Molecule: messenger RNA, 405 nt
Organism: Tetrahymena thermophila SB210
Lineage: Eukaryota; Ciliophora; Oligohymenophorea; Hymenostomatida; Tetrahymenidae
Exons: 1
Source: RefSeq, a predicted model, not a curated record
AUGUUAAAUAAAGCAAAUCAUCAAAUUUUAAUUGAUUAAGUAAUUAAUUUUUUGUUUGUUUUAUUUGUUAAAAUAAAAAGGAAAUCAAAAAAAUAACAAACAAAUCAAUCAAUAAAGGAAUUAAAAAAUAAAGAAAGUAUAUAUAUAAAUUGCAUCCUUAUCAAACAAAAGAGAGAGAGGCAAGCAAUUAUAAAUACAAAUAGUAGAUUUUUAUUUUUUAAAGAGAGUAUCAAGUAGAUAGGUUAGUUGUGGCUAAUAACCAGACAUCUAAGCAUAUAAGCAAGUUAAUAAGCAAACAAGUUAUCUUUAAUUUCAAAAAGUUAAAGUGUUUUAGAAAAUAGAUAAGCGCGAGUGAAAGCAAACAUAUUAAUCAGUCAGUCAGUCCAAUAAUUGAUAUAUAUCUGA